GCCUAGUGUGCGCCGCGCCUCGCACAGUAGCGGGAGUGUUGACUGUGCAUCGUGAGUGCUUCAUCACUGGACAUGGAUUACACCCGACAAUAAUGAGAACCAAACAACGAUGGAAGUGACAUCCAGGAAAUAUACUACACCGUAGCGGGUACCUCAGCGAAGAUGAGGCGCCAUGGUACCCGCUGAGCGCCUGGUGUGGCUCAUCCUCAACAUCCUGCUGUUGCUCCUGGCCCGAUCAUCUGAUGGAGGAAGUACUUUAACUAGGAUAGUGCAGACCCGGUACGGUAAGCUACAAGGUUUCAUCAAUACCAUGAACCCAGCUCGGAGCCUCAAACCCAUCGAAGUAUUCCUUGGAGUACCCUACGCCACGCCACCGAUAGGACCUAAUAGGUUCGCUCCGACGCGCGCCGCGAUGCCCUGGGAUGGUGUGCGGUUGUCCACGACGCCCGGUCCUGCCUGUCCUCAGCGUCUACCUGACCUCUCCAACGAGACAGAGGCUCUGGAGCGUAUGCCCAAGGGACGUCUGGAGUCCCUCAGGAGGCUGAUCCCUCUCCUGGGAAAUCAGAGCGAAGACUGCCUCUACCUCAACAUCUUUGCUCCUAUUCAAACGGCCCCUCGGGACAAGACUAUACGCUACCCAGUCCUAAUCUUCCUCCACGGGGAGUCGUUUGAGUGGAACUCCGCCACACCGUAUGAUGGGAGUGUGUUGACCAGCUAUUCUGAUCUGGUUGUUGUCACCAUCAACUAUCGCCUGGGGAUACUAGGGUUCCUAAACGCCAACGUAGCUCCCAACGCGAGUCCGCGGGUAGCGAACUACGGUCUGAUGGACCAGCUGGCGGCGUUACACUGGGUCCAGCAGAACAUUGCAUUGUUCGGAGGAGACCCUAGGAACGUGACUCUAGCAGGGCACAGCACUGGAGCUGCUUGUAUCAACUUUCUUAUCAUAUCACCUACCGUCAUGCCAGGUCUUUUCCAUCGGGCAAUUCUGCUUUCCGGAUCUGCGCUGAGUAGUUGGGCGUUGGUGGAGGACCCAGUAUCCUACGCGGUCUCGCUGGCUCGCCAGGUGAACUGCUCCGUUCCGGAAGACCUUCUGAGAGACAACGAAGACAUCGUGGACUGUCUUAGAGACGUUCCCCUCCAGAGGUUACUCUCAGCUGACGUCACGGCCCCUUCCUAUCUCAGCGCCUUCGGUCCCAGCGUGGACGGUGUCGUCAUCAGAACAGACUUCCGGGAGGAGCUGCUCAUCAACUACCUCCCAGACUUCCCGGGUCUCACGGGUGCCAGUGUCCUGAACUAUAAACGUGGCGAGAACAUGUUCGGUAGAAACAAGUACGACUUGAUGCUCGGAGUGGUCACGGGAGAAUCCUUACCGAGGUUCCCAACGGACGAUAUCAAGUCGGGGUUCGGUAGUGAGCGGAGGGACAAGAUACUAAGGACUUAUGUGAGGAACGCGUACACUUACCAUCUCUCGGAGAUCCUGUCGACGGUGGUAAACGAGUACACGGACUGGGAGAGAACGGUGGUUCAUCCCAUCAACACCAGGGACGCUACGGUCGCGGCGCUGUCAGACGCUCAGUAUGUGGCACCUCUAGUGUUGACGGGAGAUUUGCUGAGCCAACCUCCUCCGAGUGUAGGGGACCACAGAGAGGACAUGACCACGAGGUCGUUCUUCUACGUGUUUGACUACCAGACCAAAGAGGGUGACUACCCUCAGAAAUUGGGAACAGCACACGGUGAAGAACUACCAUACUUCUUCGGCGCUCCAUUAGUCGAUGGAUUUGCGCAUUUCCCAAAGAAUUAUACUAAAACUGAAGUUGCUCUCUCCGAAUCCGUCAUCAUCUACUUCAGCAACUUCGUGCGCAGUGGGAGCCCGAACGCGUUCCACAAACAGGAAGUGUCGCUAGCCGUCUCCAAAGAGAGGAACCGUUUCCGGACAAUCACUUGGGACGAGUACGACCCUGUUCAUCAGAAAUAUCUAGAGAUAAGUAUGAAACCGCGGAUCAAGAACCACUACCGCGCCCACCAGUUGUCAGUGUGGCUGCGCCUCGUACCCGAGCUGCACCGAGCUGGUAUGGAGGACGUGGUAGCCAGACAUAACUUGUUCCGUAAUCACGACGACCUACGGUUGUACGACGGCGUGGUGAGGCCAGACCCUCUACGGCGUCUCCAGGACAUCCGUAGCAGAGGGAACCUGACGGUGGCGGAGGUGAUUCUCCCGAUGACCACCACAGACCCUCCACUCACUACAUGCAUGACCGUCCAUCAUCCACACAAUAACUCUGAGACCAUCACUCACCUUGAGGCAGCGGGCUACGCCGCGUACUCCACCGCCUUCAACGUCACCGUCGCCGUUGGCUGCUCUUUGCUCAUCCUCAACGUUCUCAUCUUUGCCGGAGUGUACUAUCAACGCGACAAGACAAAACUGGAGAUGAAGAGUUUGCAACAGCAAAAGUCCUUCAAUUUUGACUCCAUGGGCAAGUUUCACCACGCUUCUUCCGCGAGUGUCAUAGUGGACAUCGAGAGAGACGCUUCUACUAUUAUAUUCGCUGAUGGUACACUCCCUCGUUCGGGAUCCCCCGGGGCAAAGUCUCUGGCUCGGCUCCACCUCGUCAAACCUUCCAUAGCUUCUAAUAUACACCCGAACCACGCGUCCACGCUCCCCCGCAACACCACGUUCAAGUCUAUGGACCUGGUAGGGCCUCCCAACGGGUCUGUCACCCUCCCUAAGACUCCGCCUCCCAAGUCCCGCACCAUCUCAGACACUUCAUCCUCCCUAAACCCCCCCUGUAGUCUUGCCUCCAACACAGUCAAUACCAUCAAGGUGCCCGCAGCAGCCAUCAGUGAAAUGAUCGGUUAAUUCAACGAAGACUGUUCAAUUGUGUAAAUAGUUACUUCACACUUUAUACAGCCGUUAACACCUAAAACAUAAAUGGCAAAUGCAAAGUAAGUUUUUCCAACAAAAUCAAAAACGGCGUAAUCUAUACUUAAAUUUAUAUUGCUAAAAUAUAUUCCAACAUUUUUUUUUACCUUUAUGAUCAAAUUAUUUCUCUCUAUAAAAUGUGUUACUUUAAUUCGCGUUAUUAACGUAUAUAUUCAUUGGACACUUUACAUUUGCCAAUGUUUUGUAGCUGGUUUGUACAACUUUUAUAUAUCUAGUCAAUUUUGUAUUGUAAAGUUAAUAUGUUUCUUAUGGUUGUACUAAUACAUUUAUAAGCGAUAACUUUUAAACAUAAUUUGUACAUUUUGUUUUGUGCCUAUACAUUCAUGUUUGUUAUUCUUCCGGAAGUAAUACAAGUAUUACAAAUAUCUCUGUAAUACAAUGUAUUUUUUUAAUUUUCUUAGAAUUUUAUUAUAUCGUACAGGUAAUGUAAUUACAUUAUAAAUAAAUAAAGAAAAUACAUCUUAUUAUUGAGGUCUAAUAUUCUACAUAAAUUAUCUACCUAAUAAAUUGGCAAUGUUUUCUUGAAAUGUAUAUUUUUUUAAUAUACAUAAUAUACCUGAUACUCAAAGUUUUUCCUCUAAGUGAACAAUACACCUUGAGUAGUUGUUGAGUUGCAAUUUAAGAUGUUAAGUUUUUUGUACAAUUAUUAUCAACGAACUAACCCUUGUGUACAUAACCAAGCAAUUAAUAACUGAAUUUGGUUACUGUGCUUUUUAUUUUGUAAUAUUUCAUACUUUAAGACACCUGUAAAAUAUGUAAAUUAAAAAUAAACUAUUUAUUACUGUUA
Molecule: messenger RNA, 3728 nt
Organism: Macrosteles quadrilineatus (aster leafhopper)
Lineage: Eukaryota; Metazoa; Arthropoda; Insecta; Hemiptera; Cicadellidae
Product: neuroligin-4, Y-linked-like
Exons: 10
Coding region: 173-2857 (894 amino acids)
Biological process (GO): synaptic vesicle endocytosis; neuron cell-cell adhesion; modulation of chemical synaptic transmission
Cellular component (GO): postsynaptic membrane; cell surface; synapse
Molecular function (GO): neurexin family protein binding; signaling receptor activity
Source: RefSeq, a predicted model, not a curated record